Giardia duodenalis is the source of this 1584-nucleotide messenger RNA. RefSeq names its product Phosphomannomutase-2. Gene Ontology annotation, biological process: carbohydrate metabolic process; purine ribonucleoside salvage. The transcript has a single exon. Lineage: Eukaryota; Fornicata; Diplomonadida; Hexamitidae. Gene Ontology annotation, molecular function: phosphopentomutase activity. Bases 1 to 1584 code for a protein of 527 amino acids. The record is from RefSeq and is a predicted model, not a curated record.
AUGAUCAAUUUAAAGGACAAAGCAGAGCAACUGAUAAACGACUGGCUGGACCUGGACUUCUGGCCGGCCACUAGGGCCAAAGCACUGGAGAUGCUCGCUAAUGAGUCGUAUGCCCAAAUACAAAAAGACUUCGAUCCACGAAACAGGCUUGAGAUACAAUCUCAUGGCCUUCAGGGGGAUUAUGGGCCCGGCUUCAAUAAGCUUAACGAGCUUGUGAUUGCUCAGACGGCGCAGUCAAUCUAUUACUAUUGUCUAAGAGUUAUUGGAGAAACAGAACUCAAAAUACACGGUAUUGGAAUAGGUUAUGAUUGGUCUCCACAUGCCAAGGACUUUGCCAAGGUAAGCGCUGCGGUGUUCUUACUGUACGGGGUGCGGGUCUAUAUGGUCAGCGAGCCGGUAUCCGCGUCAUAUGCUGAACACCUGAACAAGCAUUACAUGUGUGGGUGCGGAUUUAUGGCCACGGAAACACACAUCUCGCGCACAGAGUGCCGGUAUAUUAUCUACGGAAUUGGCUAUGGCUCUGCUCUUUCUGCGCCGCACAGCACAAAUGUGAGCGAAAUGAUUUCAGCAAGCAAUAGCCACAUUUUUGUCCCUCAUCCGGGGCUCAAGUCACUUGACAAAGUUCUGGAAAAGGGGAUCGAAACACGCCUUCUUGUAAUGGUUGACCAGGAGCAUGAGGUGUCAAAGGUCUAUCAUAAAAAGCUCAGGCUUCUGAAAUAUUUCGAUCGAGAAUAUCGCGAAAAGACUAAGCGGAGCUUCCGGAUAGGGUGUUUCCUAAUAGGAUUGUACGAUAUCUGCAAGGUGACCAAUAUUCUUCAGAAUCUAUUUCAGUUUUCGACGGAUGCAAUACAGUCUCGUUUCGUCUUUCUUGAGAGUGUUCAAUCUAAUGCUGUGCCCCCAGAACAGUGCAUUGCUACCGCUUGCAAACAAGCUAAUAUAAUCAAUUCCCGUGCAGAAGCCGACCGGGUACCUCCAAUUAAGAUUAUCAUAUCUAUAGAUAUUAACGCAGAGGCGAUUUGUUUAGCAGAACUGAUUGAUUCCCCUUCAUCCUCUGCACAUUGCCAACCACAGUGGCACAUCUAUCGCAAGGAAGAUAUCAACACCUUUGCCAUGAAUUGGUGUGUAGAAAACCUCAAUGGAAAUCCCACGGUUCUGGCACGUCUGAAGAAGCACAGACUUACCUAUGGAUGCAGCACAUAUCCACCUAGUCACUCUAUACAGACUGACAGUCCGAAACUCAUAGCAGCUCAAUGCAGUGGUGCAGCUUGCAAGAGUGACUCUAGCAAUAGCAGACACCCAUGGGGCCUUUCCAGAGAAGAAGAGGAGGAGACUGAAUGCGGCGCGGUGUGUGGGCGGUACCAAGGAUUCCAGAACACAGCUGAGGAAAUUAUCACAGCAAGAGACGGAGCAAUAACAUUCGGCGUUCUCGCAGAGCUACUAAUAGAUCUGUAUGAAUUUUCUGGAACUGGAAUUAACAUUAGGAGGCCAGCUAACGAGCAACGCAGCUCCAAUACGUUUGGUGGAUAUCUUAGCAGCUUUACCCAGGGUAUCACGCCACAAGCAUGCCAAGUUGAAAGCGUUUAG